GAAGUGUAAACUCGAAAAGCCACGGAGUGUGGGCGGGGCGGCCGGGAUAAGGGACUUUAUGGUAUAUCUGUCAUCAUAGAGGAUCCCCCAAUUGUCCCCAGCGCCGAUCACUGUCGGGGAACUCUGAGACGGCUGCCAGAUUUCGGUACUAUGACUGCCUCUCCUGCCCAUGAGGAGGGCAAUGUGUCAGUUGUCGUUCGUGUCCGGCCACCUAACUCGCGCGAGGAAGAAGGAAACCAGCACUCGGUUGUACACGUAGUAGACCACAGUAUUCUGCUGUUUGACCCGGAGGAGUCGGAGACAUCUAAUUUCUUCUCCAGCCUAAGGGGCCACGAAGGGACAAAGCGCAAAGGGAAAGAUCUGAAAUUCAUAUUUGACCGUGUGUUUGGGGAACAGAGCAGCCAGCAAGAAGUGUUUGAACACACCACUAAGAAGAUCCUUGACGGUGUCUUAAAUGGCUACAACUGCUCUGUGUUUGCCUAUGGAGCUACCGGUGCCGGGAAGACUCACACAAUGCUGGGUACGGAAUCUGACCCUGGAGUGAUGUAUCUCACUAUGGUGGAGCUAUACCGGGCCAUUGAGGCAAUCAAAGAGGAGAAGUCGUGCGAGGUGCUCAUCUCCUACCUGGAGGUGUACAAUGAACAGAUCCAGGAUUUGCUGGAACCCAAGGGUACUUUGGCAAUCAGAGAAGAUCCACUGAAAGGGGUUGUGGUACAAGGGCUCUCCUUCCAUCAGCCCAAAUCUGCGGAGCAGUUACUGCAAAUGUUAGCCAAUGGGAACCUUAACCGCACCCAGCAUCCAACAGACGCCAAUGCAUCGUCCUCUCGAUCGCAUGCUGUAUUCCAGAUCUACAUAAAGCAGCAAGACCGCACGGCCAGCAUCAGCCAGGACGUGCGCGUGGCUAAAAUGAGCCUCAUAGAUCUGGCUGGCUCAGAACGAGCGUCUUCAACAAACGCCAAGGGCGAGCGCCUGCGGGAGGGCGCCAACAUCAAUCGCUCUCUUCUGGCUCUCAUAAACGUCAUUAACGCUCUGGCUGAUGCAAAGAAUAAGAAAGCUCACAUUCCCUAUCGAGACAGCAAACUGACCCGGCUUCUGAAAGACUCCAUCGGAGGGAACUGUCGGACAGUCAUGAUCGCAGCAAUUAGCCCAUCUUUUCUGAGUUAUGAUGACACCUAUAACACUCUUAAGUAUGCCAACCGUGCCAAGGAGAUAAAGCUGUCGCUGAAGAGCAAUGUGAUCAACUUGGACUGCCAUAUCAGCAAAUACGCCGCUGUGUGUGAGGAGCUGAAGGCGGAGGUCGCUGAACUGAAAGCUAAACUGCGCGCCUAUGAGACGGAGCAGCCCAGCGAUAAGGACCCGGAGAUUCCCCCUCUGCUGAAAAGCCCAAAACAGGGGAAAUCUAUCAGAUUAGAAGAGCCGUUAGACACAUCAAGUCCAGAGCAAGGAUGCAAGACCCGCCUGCAAGCACUGGGCAGUCUGUCCCCCAGUCACUUACAGCACAAGCGCAGCCUGAAGAAGACUACAGAAACUCAGGAUCUUAUGUCGGACAGCAUUGAAAGGGGAGCAGGAGAAGAAUCCAGUCUCGGCGUACUACUGGAUCUGCAAAACAAUAGCACUGACAACUUGGUUAAUGCUCUUCUACGCGUUGUCCGGAAACAGUACGCACUUCUGAAGCAGGCUGGUCUCCAGACGCCAGAAAUGGAUGCUGAGUUGCAAACUCUGGAGGUUAUGGCAGCAGGCGGUCAGAGUGUGACUGAUGUAAUACAGGAUGAGAUGGAGGAUAAACCUAAGGUUUGCGGGACAGUUACCAUUGAGACCGCCAAAGAAGAGGACCUACAACUGCCAUCAAUGGAAGGUGGUCAAUAUUUUUUUAGUUGUCCAGAUAUUAAAAUGGAGGAAUCCCCUGAGCACAUUGUACCAGCGCCCCCCACCAGGAAGAGACUGCCAACCAAGCGCCACCGGCGAGAACUUCUGCCAGACGUCAGCCCCACGCUCUGUAGCCCAGUUGUGCCAGUAAAGAGAAGGAGAAAAGCAGAAUCCAGCACCCCAUCUAAGUCCAGGGAAGUCCUUCCCAGCACCCCAGAGGUGCUUGUGAAGAGGGCGAGAAAGUCAUCCAUCCCCAGCCGGCCGACUCUCCGAUCUAGUGCGAAACACUGUCCUAACCCCAAUCUCGCCAAUCCAUCAAAAUGCUGCACUCCAAAGCAAGCCUCCCUAGCAGCGCCAAAGCUGGUGUCUCAGACUGUCACAAAAAAACGGCCGCCCCUGGGGACAUCUUCCCUCCAGAACAGCGCCUCAGUCCGUGCACCAGCUCUGGCACUCCGGGACAUGAACGCCACGUUUGACCUGGCUGAAGAAGACUGGUUGAUGCCGGAUAUGGACAAGACGGUCACUUUUGGGACCUCUAAGUUCCCCGGCUGGGAAAAUGUUGGCGUAUCGCAGAUUGACUGCACAUUUCUGAAAAGUUCUGAUGUUCCGGUGUUCGUCAUGAGUGGCCUCUCCGUAAAGGACAAAAAAGCUGCAUCUCUCACCUCAUCUGUAAAGCCCUACUCCCAGCGGAGGAGGCGAUCUAUGAGUUCAUCCUCCUCACGUGCCGGUGGUGGGACAGUCAGCCAAAGUCGUAUUGGCAGGUUACAACUGAGCACAAACAAACAGCUGCAACGACCACCUACCAUAACAGAAAACAUCUCCUGCAGCCCCCGGGGACAAAGUACCAAGAGGACAGGGAAAGGGACAGUGGCGUUUGGCAGGUCGUUAGGAGGAGCUCCAGGGAAUAGAUUUAUGCAGCUUGCAGCUACCAGAUCCUGAAGACACUCUCUGGUCUCCUCUCCUCCAGCUCCUCCAGCUGUUAUGUAGUUACAUUCUGCGGGGCUGACACAGCCGGAACCUCAGAGAAACCUCCUGCCGGAUCUCCACCACAUCAUGUACACGCUCCCACUGGAUCUGCAUGAGAUGUGUUUUCCUGAUGCUUCUGUUCUCCAGCUAUGUAUUUAUCACAUAUUAUUGCUGUAUUAUCAGUACAUUCCUAAAUGGGCAGGUGUGUGUGUUUAUUUGCCUCCAGAGGGGCGUAAAGACACAUUAUAGGAUUUGCCCAUUGCUGGGUUCCCAGAUUAUUUUCUAAGGACUUUUAUUCAUUUUAGCAAGUAUAAUCUUUAUAUUUUUACACAAAAUGUAUAUAGAAUCUUUAAUUAGUUGGUGCCGCAAGUCUCCUAUUUUUGCCUUGAUUUCCAAAAUUGUUUGUGUGAUUACAUAAAAUCCUUUGCGCUCGGCCAGCAUAUUACUGUAGCUUUGUAGCGUGAUCAUACACACGUCUUUAUAGGAAGGACUUCAUUCCGACAGUUGCUAUGAGCUUACAAUACGAACGCUGUUUUUAUAUUUUACACAACUGUCUCUGGCAUUAGCCAGUCUUACUUUUAAGGUCUCUAACCGAUUGUCAACCUUGCAAUACUUUUCUCUGGAUUGAACUUGUGUACCCACAAAAAUAAGUCUGGAAAUAGAAACCUUGGUCACUGAAAGACCCCAUACAUAAUGUUACUCCACAGUGUUGAGACGUCACUUUUUUUUUUUUUUUUUUGAAUGCUGCCUGUUUCAUUCUGUAUAUUACUAAAUAUGAAACGCGUUGGACUGUCCCCCAGUGUCCACCCCAACACAAGUGGCACAACGUCCUCUCACCAGACUUGUAUGAUUAUACUUGUGGUCUCGUUACUGUUUGAGUUUGUGUCUCUUUUUAAAUGCAAAUCAAACACGAGUGACAAUACGGCUUAAAGCUUGCUGUAGCACACAUGCAGUGCGGAGCCAUUGGCAAACUGCAUCGCGUUUGGCUUCCAUGUUUUACAGUUGGUUAGACUGGGGGGGGAGGGUGAUCGGCAGAUCAGAUUUACUUUACAGUAUGUACUGACCUUCUGCAUUAUUCCAAACAAUUUGUCGUUUUUUUCGCAUAACUUUUUAUUUUCCUUUUUAUAAUUGAACAUGGUUCCUAUCAAAACAAUAGGGUAAUAUUUAUUAUUGUAAUAUGUCCUUUGUGUUAGUAUUUAGACCACUAUCAUACAGGUUUCUGCUGUUAUCUGUUGCCAGUUGCUUGUAGCCAAUCUACUUUACCAUGGACCACUAACUUCUACCACCCGCUGUUACGGGUGUGGUAUGUUAGGUAGAUUAGACUUGGGUCGACCACUAUUGGUCGAUAGUAAGUAGGGCGACAGGGACUCUAGGUCGACAUGAGUUUUUUUUACUUUUUUUGGUGUUGUUUUAUCUGUACAGUGACCGGGAACCCCAAUUAGUGCACCGUGUCCCCUCGCAUGGCUCGUUUCACUCGCCAUGCUUCGGGCAAGGUGCCUCGCUCCGCUACCGCUGUGUUCGACACAGGUUACUGUUCGCAAUCAUAGUCCACGUGGAUCGUAAAGUAUGAAAAAGUAAAAAAAAAAUUUUUAAAAAGUGAAAAACUCAUGUCGCCCUAGAGUCCCCGUCAACCUAUUUACUGUCGACCUAAAGACCGGAUCCCGCUGUUACUACCCAGCAUAUGAUGGUAGAGGUGCAUCAUGAUAAACACUUAAACUAUGUAGAAUACAAAGGAAGGUGCUUAAUAAUAAAAAUAGGGUUAAAAUUAUGUGUUUUUAUAUA
Molecule: messenger RNA, 4614 nt
Organism: Pseudophryne corroboree (corroboree frog)
Lineage: Eukaryota; Metazoa; Chordata; Amphibia; Anura; Myobatrachidae
Product: kinesin-like protein KIF18B
Exons: 16
Coding region: 151-2805 (884 amino acids)
Biological process (GO): microtubule-based movement
Molecular function (GO): ATP binding; microtubule binding; microtubule motor activity
Source: RefSeq, a predicted model, not a curated record